AUGACAAUGCCAAAUAUAAACUUCAACAACUUCUUACUUUACUCGAGUUAUUUACUGACUUCAAUCGAAGAUCGAGCAUGGUCAUUUGCCGUGGCUCUCACAAUGCAAGAGUUGGGUGGGAUGAGACUUGUGUCGAUUGAGCAAUUCGCUGAAGGACUUUCUUGUAUGGCAUUCUCUGGAGCACUUGGAAAAUAUUGUGAUGAUGUUACAAGAAAGAUUGGCAUCUCCACAGUAAUCCCAAUGAACAACUUCUCCCUUCUCGCUUCUUGUGUCGCUUUUGUAACUUGUUUAUCACUAAACGAAUCUUCAAAUAAAGCUCUAUACACAAUUUUACUUGUCAUUGGUAUGAUCCUAUGUGCGGUGAAUCGUCUCGGGAUCAAUCAAGAGAAAAACUGUUUGGGAAGAGAUUGGGUGAUCGUGCUCAGUCAAGGAGACAAACUGUCAAAGUUGAACGCCAUUUUGCUGACCGUUGAUCAGUUGGCCAAUGUUAUCUCUCCGCUAGUCAUUGGUGGAUUGGUUUCACUUAUAAAUCUGCGAACAGUCUUGAUCAUUUUUGGAGUCUACAGCUGUGGCUCAAUCAUUUUAAAAGUCAUUGUUUUAAACAUUUUGCUGACGAAAGAGCCUAGAUUGUUAAAAAAGCAGCAGAAAGCGAAUUUUGAUGAAAAGUCUUUAAAGAAAAGUAAAAACGGCUUUUUCACUGUUAUUGGAGUGUUCUGGAGACAAAGAAUCUUUUCGGCUGCACUUGGAAUGGCUUUACUUUUCAUGACUGUUCUCGGAUUUGAUGGGCUUGCAAUAGGAUACGGACAAUCUGUUGGUCUUCCCGAUUCUCUGAUCGGUGGAUUCAGAUCUUUUGGCUCACUUUGUGGAAUUCUUGGAGCCAUUUUCUAUGCUUAUUUUGAUCAAUUGAUGGGCGUUCGAAAAACGGGAGUUUUUGGUUUAACGUUUCAACAAAUUUUCCUCCUUCUGGCCAUCUCCUCAAUUUUUAUGCCUGGAUCGCCGACAGAUUUGCGGGGAUAUUUCGACUCAUUGACUGCUGAUAAAUGGUGGUCCGAUUUUAAGGACUCUUUCGCUCCAGUGUCAACGAUAGCGCCAGUGAACUCGACUGACACUGGAAUUGAUUGGAAAAAUUUCAAAUCAAAUGGUCACAGUAUGAUGAGCAUUUUCGCUUUUCUGAUUGGAAUUGCCACUGCGAGAUUUGGUCUCUGGAUGGCUGAUCUUGCAAUCACUCAAGUGAUGCAAGAAGGAGUCGAAGAAGGCGAAAGGAAUACGGUUUUCGGUGUUCACAACGCUUUGUGUCAAACAUUUUCCGUGCUUAAAGACGUGAUGGUUAUUUUAUUACCAGAGCCUUCAACUUUCGCCAUUUGUAUGGUCAUAUCAUACUUAUUUGUCUUCUCAGGAUUUCUUGCAUAUAUCUACUACUUACUAAAGACUCGAAACGAUCCUCGCCCGAUUAAGGCCUCAAUAUAUGUCGAAGAUGAAGAUUGCGAAACAGAGAAAUUA
This is a messenger RNA of Mesorhabditis belari, 1500 nucleotides long. Lineage: Eukaryota; Metazoa; Nematoda; Chromadorea; Rhabditida; Rhabditidae. The record is from the annotation of a GenBank genome assembly.